Messenger RNA from Tinamus guttatus (white-throated tinamou), 1956 nucleotides. NCBI's taxonomy places the organism in Eukaryota, Metazoa, Chordata, Aves, Tinamiformes, Tinamidae. The record is from RefSeq and is a predicted model, not a curated record.
UUUUAUUUCUGCAGAAAAUUUUGCAGCUGCUACCUGAGAGGAUUUUUUAUCGAUGGCAUUUUCGCAGUAUAGGGUCUACUUUGAAGAAACUUUUGCACACUGGAAACUCUAUCAAGAUAAGAUGUGAAGGAAUCAGACUGUUUCUUCUUUGGCUUCAAGCACUUCAGACUAACUGUGAGGAAGAGCAAAUAUUAAUAUUUGCCUGCCUUGUGCCUGGUUUUCCACCAGUUAUGUCCUCAAGGGGUCCCUGUACACUAGAUAACGUCAUUAGUCCUCCUUCUAAUUCACUAGAUGCUAAGAUCUAUCCUGAAGAGAUAACCCCGCUUUUGCCAGCUGUCUCUGGAGAAAAAAUUGCUGAAGACCAAACCUGUUUUUUCCUUCAGUUACUGUUAAAAUAUAUGGUAAUUCAGGCGGCAAGCUUGGAGUGGAAGAAUAAGGAAAACCAAGAUACUGGUUUUAAGUUUCUCUUUACCUUGUUUAGAAAGUACUAUCUUCCUCACUUGUUUCCAUCUUUUACAAAGCUAACCAACAUGUACAAACCUGUUCUUGAUCUUCCUGAUAUAAGACCAAGACCAGUGUAUGUUACUGCAACACGAAACAAUGAAAGUGUCUACAGCACAAAAAUUCCCUAUAUGGCUGCUCGAGUUGUAUUUAUUAAGUGGCUUGUUACCUUCUUUCUUGAAAAGAAAUAUGUAACUGCUGUCCAGCAUACAAAAAAUGGAGGAGAAAUGCUCCCUAAAAUUAUUCAGACUGUGGGAGUUGUAAACCAGGACAAAAACCCGGAGCUGGAAGGCAGCACGGCCUACGCGAGCGAGCCGGAGAGGAACCACUCCAACAGCAGCACCUUGUCUGACCGCAGGCUCAGCAACAGCAGCCUCUGCAGCAUCGAGGAGCAGCACGGCGCCGUCUACGAGAUGGUGCAGAGAAUCCUCCUCUCCACCCGCGGCUACGUCAACUUUGUUAACGAAGUCUUUCGCCAGGCUUUUUUGUUGCCUUCUUCUGAUAUGUCUACAACAAGAAAAGUGAUCAAAGUUUAUCGCAAAUGGAUAUUGCAAGAGAAGCCUGUGUUCAUGGAGGAGCCAGACAAAAAGGAAAAUGGCCAAGAUGAUGUUUCCAACUUGGAGGAUUCAUCAGUGCAAACGGAUAGCAAACAUCUUGCCUCGGACCAUUCAGGCCAUAAACGAUCAUCGAGCUGGGGGAGAACCUACUCCUUCACCAGUGCUGUUAACAGGGGAUGCGUGUUAGAAGAUGAAGACAAAAAUAUUAAAGCUGGUGCUCAAGCUGCGUUACAGGUAUUCUUGACAAACUCUGCAAAUGUUUUCUUACUGGAACCAUGCCUUGAAGUCCCUGCCCUUCUGAAGGAGCAAGUUGAUGCUUGCAGAGCAGUUCUGAGUAUUUUUAGGCACAUGAUAAUGGAACUAUCAAUGAAUAAAAAAACAUGGGAACAGAUGUUACAGAUACUCCUCAGAAUAACAGAAGCUGUUAUGCAGAAGCCCAAGGAGAGCCAAGUAAAGGAUACGUUCGCUCAAAGCAUGUCAGGAUUACUCUUCCGAACUCUCAUUGUCGCUUGGAUCCGAGCCAACCUGAGCGUUUACAUUUCCCGCGAGCUCUGGGACGAGUUGCUUGGUGUCCUGUCGUCCCUCACCGACUGGGAGGAGCUCAUCAACGAGUGGGCCAACAUUAUGGAUUCCCUGACAGCGGUGUUAGCGAGGACCGUGUAUGGAGUCGAAAUGACCAACUUGCCCUUGGAUAAGCUGAGCGAGCAAAAAGAAAAAAAACAGAGAGGAAAAGGUGGAAUUUUGGAGCCUCAGAAGACAGCUGUAGUGGGAAGAUCUUUUUCGUUAAGCUGGAAAAACCACCCCGAAGUUGUGGAACCAAUGAGAUUCAGAAGUGCUACGACCUCUGGAGCUCCAGGAGUUGAGAAAGCAAGAAAUAUGGUUCGCCAGAGAGCAACAG